This is a messenger RNA of Brienomyrus brachyistius, 3199 nucleotides long. It is a transcript of the gene mtmr2, whose product is annotated as myotubularin related protein 2. The record is from RefSeq and is a predicted model, not a curated record. The coding region runs from base 158 to 2065 and encodes 635 amino acids. Gene Ontology annotation, biological process: dephosphorylation. Gene Ontology annotation, molecular function: phosphatidylinositol-3,5-bisphosphate 3-phosphatase activity. NCBI's taxonomy places the organism in Eukaryota, Metazoa, Chordata, Actinopteri, Osteoglossiformes, Mormyridae. The transcript has 15 exons.
AACAAACCCCACCCCUGGAAGUGGGGGGAAAAAAAGAUGGAUGCCUCCUGUAAGACUUCCUUACGCUUGUGAGCCCGGAGGCCGAAAUGUGUCAGGUGUGAUCCUGUGAGCCCCGGUCCCGCAUCGCUGCGCUGCAGCACAUUUACCCGGCGAGAGGAUGGAGAAGAGCGGCAGCGCCGACAGUCUGGGCUCCAAGCGCUGCUCGUCCCGGCAGCCAAGCGUGGAUUCCCUGACCAGCACCAAUACAUCCCGGUCCGAGCGCUCUGCGCACCUGAGGUCCCCCGUGUCCCCGGACGCCGCGUCCGCCCGCGCCGACCUGGGCUCCGAGGUGCUCAGGGAAUCGAGCAAAAUUGCCGAAGGAGAACUGCAGUUACUACCGAAGGAGUCGGUGCAGGACACGGCCAGCGAUGUGACGUACAUCUGUCCCUUUCUGGGUGCCAUUCGGGGAUCUCUGACCGUGACUAAUUACCGGCUUUUUUUCAAAUGCCUGGACAAGGAUCCGGCGUUUGUCCUGGACCUUCCGCUGGGGGUCAUCAGCCGGGUGGAGAAGAUCGGCGUCGUCUCAGCGCAGGGGGAGGUGUCCUUCGGCUUGGUCUGCAAGGACAUCCGUAAUCUCCGAUUCGCACAUAGGCACCAAGAGGGCUCCCUCAAGAAAUCCAUCUUUGAGGUUGUGAACAAAUUUGCCUUCCCCGUCUCGAACGCCUUGCGAAUGUUUGCCUUCGAAUACGGGCAGCCCUUCCCUGAGAACGGCUGGAAAGUCUACGACCCGCUGGCAGAGUACAGGAGACAGGGUUUGCCCAAUGAGAGCUGGAGGAUAACGAAGGCGAACGAGCACUACGACGUGUGCGAGACGUACCCUGCCACCCUGGUGGUGCCUGCCAACAUCCCCGAUGAGGAGCUGAAGAGAGUGGCGGCCUUCAGAGCCAAGGGCCGCCUUCCAGUGCUGUCCUGGAUCCACCCCGAGACGCAGGCGACGGUGACGCGCUGCAGCCAGCCCAUGGUGGGGGUCACCGGCAAGCGCAGCAAGGAGGACGAGAAGCACCUGCAGGCCAUCAUGGACGCCAACGCCCAGUCGCACAAGCUGUUCAUCUUCGACGCGCGACCCCCCGUCAACGCCGCCGCAAACAAGAUGAAGGGAGGCGGCUUCGAGAGCGAGGACGCCUACCAGAACGCUGAGCUGGUCUUCCUGGACAUCCACAACAUCCAUGUGAUGCGUGAGUCUCUGCGCAAGCUGAAGGAGGUGGUGUACCCCAACAUCGAAGAAUCCCAUUGGCUCUCCAACCUUGAGUCUACUCAUUGGCUGGAGCACAUCAAGCUGAUCCUGGCGGGGGCGCUGCGUAUUGCCGACAAGGUGGAGUCGGGGAAGACGUCGGUGGUGGUGCACUGUAGCGACGGCUGGGACCGCACGGCCCAGCUGAGCUCGCUGGCCAUGCUGAUGCUGGACGGCUUCUACCGCACUCUCAGGGGCUUCCAGGUGCUCGUGGAGAAGGAGUGGCUCAGCUUUGGACACAGGUUCCAGCUGAGGAUCGGACACGGGGACAGGAACCACACGGACGCCGACCGCUCGCCCGUCUUCCUGCAGUUCAUCGACUGCGUGUGGCAGAUGACGCGGCAGUUCCCCGCAGCAUUUGAGUUCAACGAGUACUUCCUGAUCACCAUCUUGGACCACCUGUAUAGCUGCCUGUUUGGGACCUUCCUGUGCAACAGCGAACAGCAGAGACUGGAAGAGGACCUGCCGAAGAGGACGGUCUCCUUGUGGUCCUACAUCAACACUCAGCAUGAGGAGUUCACUAACCCGUUGUAUGUGGACUACGCCAACCAUGUACUGUACCCCGUAGUCAGCAUGCGCCACCUAGAGCUCUGGGUCGGGUACUACAUCCGCUGGAACCCCCGCAUGAGGCCUCAGGAGCCACUGCAUCAGCAUUACCGGGAGCUGCUGGGCAAACGGGCGGAGCUGCAGAGGAAGGUGGAGGAACUCCAGCGCGAGGUGGCCAGUCGCGCAGCGGCCCCCACCCCAGAGAAGGCGGGCUCCCCCGCAGGCUCACCAGUGCAGACUUGCGUGUGACGGACAAGGUGGGCAGGAAAUGGAGGGGUGGAGCUACGUGCUGUGGGCUCACCUGUCCUCAUGUGCCGAAUGCCGCCAUGACGUUGAAGCUGUAGCCCAAAGCCCAGGUAGGCCCAUGGCUCCGCCCCCCCACAGCCGGCUCCGCCCACCACUGAUUCUACCUGCUGCCUCCAAAUACCUCCAAGAAGAGACGGGAUAACAGCCCCUCCUUCCUCUACAUUAUACACUUGAUUUUAAAAAAUGAUCUGUAUACACAAACUGUAACGUACUGAAGUAUCUAAUCUUACGUUAGUGAAGGCCUUUUGUAGAUAAGCAGAGACUCUGGGACUGGGAAUAUGAAGAGGGUUCGAGUCGGAGAAGGGGAGGUCACAGGGGGCCGAGCCCUCUGGAUCUGUCCCUUAUUCGGCUGAUGGUGGAGCACCUGCAGUGCGAUGAGGGACACAGCUAUCAGGACACUUUUUUCCACUCCCUCUGUAGGGCCGGACUAUUUAGGGGUGUCACACUCUGCAUGUAAGCCUCCCCCCAUGUAAUAACCACAUUAUCCUAUAAGCCUGUAUUAAAGAUCUGAUUGGGGUGACCCCCUCCAGCCUGUACGCCACCCUGCUUUUAACGUUGACGUGUGUCAGUCAUCAAAGGUCGCUCCAGAGGCCCCCACGCUGAAUAAGCCCCUUGUCGGCUCCCCAGACAGCUCUGCGCAUCGCCCGUUCAUAUUGGCAAUGUUCUCGCUAUCGGUAACCAUUUACUAAGCACUAGCAGCUCUCGCUAACAGCCUGUCAGCACAUUAGCGGCUCUGCAGAGCCUCGUAGGCGGAAAGCUUUAGGUUGCACUGCUCAUCUUUACCAGUGUGGCGUAACGAGUCCAGUUUCACACUUACCACUGCACUAAUUUACCUGUGAGGUAACUAAUAUUUUAUUGCGUUUUCGGGUAAGACUGUCAGAAACAAAACAUAAAUGUCUUUAUGUUCAUCCUGAACUGAUCUCGCUUAGUUUUUUAAGGUCUGUCUUCCUUUCAUGGAUUAGAGGAUUUUUUUUAUUGGAAGUUUUAUGCGGAGUUUAAAGGUCGAUGUGAAGGUUUUUGAAUUGAACCAGUUUAACAUUUCCCUGACAAAUAAAACACUCACUUGUUCUAAAAGCA